Miscanthus lutarioriparius is the source of this 213-nucleotide messenger RNA. Lineage: Eukaryota; Viridiplantae; Streptophyta; Magnoliopsida; Poales; Poaceae. The record is from the annotation of a GenBank genome assembly.
AUGGCGAACCUUGCCGCGCAGCUCAAGAACAAGUUCUUUGGCCUCGUCGGCCGCAUCACCAGCUGCGGCCGCUCCGGCGCCACCCACAAGGAUGCCGCUGAUUCCAGUGUUGUGUUCUGCAGCUGGUGUGACGGAGACCAAGUCAGUGACAUCUCAGGUCUAUCUUCUACUCUAAUCUCUGCUACAUACGUUGGCGUUACACAAUCUGCAUAA